Messenger RNA from Eupeodes corollae, 11571 nucleotides. It is a transcript of the gene PDZ-GEF, whose product is annotated as rap guanine nucleotide exchange factor 2. Bases 676 to 5301 code for a protein of 1541 amino acids. Gene Ontology annotation, cellular component: plasma membrane; apical plasma membrane. Lineage: Eukaryota; Metazoa; Arthropoda; Insecta; Diptera; Syrphidae. Gene Ontology annotation, biological process: Ras protein signal transduction; positive regulation of GTPase activity. Gene Ontology annotation, molecular function: guanyl-nucleotide exchange factor activity; protein binding. The transcript has 11 exons. The record is from RefSeq and is a predicted model, not a curated record.
CAAUUUAGUGAUAAAAAGAAGGAAACAUUCUUAAAUAGAACUUACUGCUUCCCUUGGACAAAAAGAACCAUCUCCACCCCAAAGCAGGGGACUAACCUAAUAAUUAAAAGUCUCCACCGAGCACUUUUGGUGUCCAUCUGCCCCAUUAUUAGCGAGAGGUUUGCCAUUGUGUUUCAAUCUGAAGCGGAUAAAAAUCGGCUUUCCGCUGAAACUGUGGAAAAAAUAACAACAAGAACCAAAACAUCAACCUUCCGCCAGCAAGCUUAUAUAGUUGUGGCCAAAAAUGAAAGUCAAUGUAGAAGAAUUAAUAGACAAACAAUAGUAACUACCUUGAGAAACCAUCCUGUUGAUGAAAGGAAUGUUAAUAGUUCUAAUCAAAAGCCGUUUAUAGAAACAAGUUUUUUGUAUGAUCCCGAGCUCAUAAGGGAACCAAGAGCAGAACAACCUAAGAAAAACCUGAAAGACGUACCUGAUUUACAUGAGGCAAACCACACAAAACAAAAACGAAAGAUAUAUAGUGGAACAACUUUUAACGAAGAUAAUAAUCGCGAGGUGCGUGCUGCUUCUCCAUCACGAGACGAAGGGACCAGAGGUCAGAAUUCUCUGGUCUCUUUGAUUGCUAGUCGCCACGUGUCUAGAAAAGAGCAGCACUUGAUUUGCAGUGAAUCAAAAAGGAUGGAUAUUAAUCGAACUUAUACAACCAACAGACCUGAUUUACACUUGAAAUGCAACAGGGGAUCCCAUUCAAGUGAUACUAGUUCAGCUUAUAGUGGGAGUGAUACGAUGACAUCAUUGCAUAGUUCAGCUUUAGACGGAGAUGAGGUGGAUCUUAGUGGUUUGGUCGAGUCAAUUGUUGACUCUGACGAGGAUGACUUGGUGGAAUCGAUGGAGAGCCUGAAUGUACGCGAUGCUGUUCGUGAAUGCCUUGAAAAGGACCCGUCUGAGCGCACUGAUGAGGACAUCGAAACUCUUCUUGAGUUUACCCAAGGACUAAAAGCUUUCACUAAUAUAACGCUUGCCGUGAGACGAGCACUAUGUUCGGUAAUGGUGUUUGCCGUUGUGGACAAAGCUGGCACGAUUGUAAUGAGCGACGGCGAAGAGUUGGAUUCAUGGAGUGUAUUGAUAAAUGGACAUGUCGAAAUCGACCAUGGUAAUGGCGAAAAAGAGGAGCUUCAGAUGGGUGACAGUUUUGGCAUUUUACCGACGAUGGAUAAACUUUACCAUCGCGGUAUUAUGAAGACCAAAUGCAAUGACUGUCAGUUUGUCUGCAUAACCCAAACUGACUACUAUCGAAUACAGCACCAGGGUGAGGAGAACACGAAGCGUCACGAGGAAAAUGGCGAAGUUGUUAUGGUAACAGAGAUGCGCCAAAUUGGCCCGGACACAAACGUUGGUAGUGCUUUAAAACGAGGUCAUGUUGUGAUUCGUGGAACAAUCGAAAGACUGCUUUUGCAAUUGGUCGAAGAGAAUUCGAUGACAGAUCCUACAUAUGUGGAAGAUUUUUUACUUACGCAUCGAACAUUCAUAAGAAAUCCACAAGAAGUUGCAGGAAAAUUGUUAACUUGGUUCGAAAACGAAGAAGCAGGCACAACAGCUUCGCCGCAAGAGAUCCGCGAUCGGGUUACGCGGGUGGUUUUGCUCUGGGUAAAUAAUCACUUCACAGAUUUUGAAACCGAUACAGAUAUGAUGGAGUUUUUGGAAACCUUUGAGAGUGGACUUGAGCGCAAGAAUUUAUUAAGCCAGCUAAGAUUGCUUCAUAUUGCGUGCGCUGCCAAGGCCAGGACUCGAACUGUUACAUUAGCACGAUCUUCCAGGGACGAAAGUUUAAAUUUUAGUUUUGUUGGUGGUUACGAACGGGGAGGAUAUGGGAUCUUUAUAUCAAAAGUUGAUAAAAACUCAAAAGCCGAUGACGUUGGGCUCAAACGAGGCGAUCAAAUUUUGGAAGUAAACGGACAGAGUUUCGAGCACGUUACCAAUGCUCGUGCAAUGGAAAUUAUAAUGGGAUCAACACAUCUCAGUAUAACUGUUAAAAGCAAUCUGUUGUCCUUUAAGGAAAUGAUUCAGUCACCUGAGAGCAAUUCACCUCGACCACGUUCAAAUCCACGCAGAAUUUGUGCUAUUGACAUAGCCAAACUGCAUGGCAACGCAGACGCUCGGCCAACAAUAACCCGCCUAUCAUCAGCUGACAUGCUUAGUCAUGAUCAAGUAGAUUGCUGCCCUUCACCAUAUCGAGAAAGGGAAUCAAGCACGGGAGGAACGCUAGUGGGAGGGAUAGCAACAGCUAGUCACUUUGUAGCCGGGCUUCUUGGCAAUUCGAGCAGCAACAAAAAAGAUAGUUCCACCCUUUCAGCGGCAUCAUCAAACAAUUCGACUUCGUCUUCCUCUUCUUCAAUGAGUACAAGCACUAGCCACCAGAAGGGUGGAUUUAUGACUCUUGGCCCCAAGCGUCGUUUGCAAAAAGCACUUAUCAAAAUGAAUCUCUUACCAAAAAAUGCAACGGGUUCUACAUCGGUAGAUGCGGGGGAUGUGGCCUUAAUUACAACAGAUGGCGUCACAGGGCACCACCAAGAAGAGAACCGUACAAGUGCUGUGAUAAAUUAUGCGUCAGCAAACUCUGCCAACUACAACACAACUGGCAACCUGUCUGGGAUGUAUCAUUCUCGUAGUAAUCCUGAUUUGGCAUCAACGAUUUAUUACGAAGAUACCCGCCAGAUGGACUAUCCAGAGCAUGUUCUCAAGGUCUACAAAUCAGAUCAGACAUGCAAAUACUUAUUAAUCAAUAAGGAAACAACUGCGCAUGAAGUUGUGAUGCUGGCUCUUCAAGAGUUCGGCAUUCACGAAACAAGUUCAAAUUUUUCACUCUGCGAAGUUUCGGUUGGUGAAGGUGGCAUGAUCAAGCAAAGGCGGUUGCCGGAGCAGUUACAGAAUUUGGCUGAAAGAAUAGGUCUUGCAUCUCGGUAUUAUCUCAAGACCAAUGGUAUAACUGAGACUCUUGUACCAGACGAACUGGCUCUAGACCUAGUUCGCGAGUCAACCGUUCACUUUCUUCAACUAAAUGCAAACGAGGUUGCAAUACAAUUAACGUUCCAAGACUUUGCAAUAUUCCGCCAAAUUGAAAGUACCGAAUAUGUGGAUGAGCUAUUUGAGCUUAAUUCAAAAUAUGGGGUUCCAAUGCUGAAGCAAUUCGCUGAACUUGUCAAUCGCGAGAUGUUUUGGGUAGUAACUGAGGUGUGUAGUGAGCACAAUAUCGUGAGACGCAUGAAAAUUGUAAAACAAUUUAUCAAAAUAGCUCGACAUUGUAAAGAAUGCAGAAAUUUCAAUUCAAUGUUUGCAAUAGUUUCGGGUCUGGGUCAUGCAGCGGUAACUCGAUUGCGACAAACUUGGGAGAAACUGCCAUCGAAAUACCAGAAAUUAUUUGCCGAUCUGCAAGACCUUAUGGAUCCUUCGAGAAACAUGUCAAAAUAUAGACAGUUAGUCUCUGCCGAAUUCCUAGCACAGCAUCCUAUCAUUCCUUUUUAUCCAGUUGUGAAAAAAGAUUUGACAUUUAUCCACCUUGGUAACGAUACCCGAGUUGAGGGGUUGAUCAACUUUGAAAAGCUCCGAAUGAUUGCAAAAGAGGUUCGAAUUUUAACUCACAUGUGCAGCUCCACAUAUGACUUACUUACAAUGCUCGAAUUCAAAGGACAACCUCCAAGCUCAGCUAUGGUUGCUCUUAAUCAAAUGUCGGUGUCGAGUGGACCGCAUCACAUUCACGGCAGUGCUGGUCAAGCUACUGUGAAGCGAAGAAAAAAGUCGACAGCAGCCCCGAAUCCAAAAAAAAUGUUUGAAGAGGCACAGAUGGUUCGGCGUGUGAAAGCUUAUUUGAAUAACAUGAAAGUCAUAACCGAUGAGGAUGCCCUUCAUCGACUCUCCAUAGAGUGCGAACCAAGUGCCACGAGUAGUAGUGGAGGUGGUGCUGGCGGUAGUAUCAGUGGAAGUUCCGCUCCGAAUUCAGUGACUAUUAGGAAACGUCAUCCUUCUCCUACAUUAUCUACAACCAGCAGCACAAGUUCAACAAGUGAGGGCAGAAAAGGAGGUUUGGGACCAAAGUUCGGAACAGCUUCUCCUCAAGCUGUGAGAAAAAUUCUCUCUCUUUCAGAACCAACGAAAACUCGCCCCUAUCAGCCAAGACAUCCGGGAAUCAUGUUGCCAUUAGUCGGCCAUCCGCACACUCUUCACUAUGCAUUACACUCUUCCAUUAGUCCUUCUCCUUCGCCAGGGUCUCAUCGCCGAAUGGGAUCGGGCACUGGUGUUCCAGCAACUGGAAAUCGCACUGUACAUGAACGAUCCCAUUCCGAUACUCCAACACCGCUGCCUUCUGUGGAUUUGUCAGCGGAAAGCAGUAGUGUCACUUCUUUCGGAAACCUCCCAUUGCGCAAGAAUAUAGCAUCAGGCUCGGUAACAUCAAGCGAUAGCGGUCACGGUUCUUACGUUCAACCGGAUGUUCAUUUAAAUUAUAACGAAAGCAGCACAACCGGUCUCUUUCACAUAAAUUCUCAAUUACCUUCGAACGCACCUACAUCACCAAAACUGCAACAACGUCGCCAUUCGGCGAUACAUGCACCUGGGUUUUACUACAAUACAAUGACGUUACCAUCAUCAAAUACUAUGGUCUCAGCAGUGAAUCUUCUGGAUCAUCAUCCUGCAAUAGUUGGCCGCAAGCCAACAUCCCCAACACUAUCUCCACCACCGUUGCCACAUCCAAAAGUACCUCUUGAUGAAAGAAUGAUGGGUUUGAGUAUACAACAACAAUAUCACCACAUUCAACCCCCACCCCUUCCACCCCCCUCGCUUCAUAAUCAACAAAUGAAGAACAACAACGCAGCGACGAGUGUUUUGUGCUCGGAUAAUAGUAGCUUAAGCUUUGGUCCAUCUGCAAUCAGAAAUGUACAAUAUCAUUCACCUCCUCCCCCAUUGACGCAGCACUCGACGACGCAACAACAGCAACAGGUCUUGCAACAGCAUUUACAACACCACCAACAACAACAGCAGCAGCUAAAUAACCAAUACCAUGCUCCGAGAAGUGUCGGCCAUACUGUACUAGCACUACCAUCAAAAGCUCCUCGUUACCCACCUUCAUAUACAGUAGCCGCACAUAUGGCUCGAUUGCAUCGUCUUGGAAGGGCGCACAGUUUAGAAAGAGUUGCAAACCUAAUGCAAAGUGGGAGCAACAAUAGUAACAGCGGCAGCGCCGGAAGUUACUAUCAAAAUGAACUGGGCGAUGAGGAAGAAGAUGGCAGCGGACAAGUCUCUGCUGUUUAAGGCAAGACUGGAUGUCAUAAGGACAACACUUGUGGAUGAAUAAAUUCAAUUUAUAGAUUUUUAUUACAAUGUAAGUUACUCUUAGAAAAUAUUCAUCAAUUACAUGUCACUAAAUUAACUUAAUAUUAUCAACCAUACAUAAAUAGUUAUUUCGAGCAAAAUUGCAUUAAAAAAAUGCAAGCACCUAUUAAAUGAUUUAAUUUGAAUGCAAAAUAUGAAACAAAUAAAUAAAUUCACAAUGUAAAAAACUGAGCCAAAGAUUUUCUCUUUGUUACUCAUGUUCUUAUUUUAUUCCGUCCUUUUUAUAAAAAGUAAUAUGUUUUUCGUUUUUAAUAAAUAAAAAUCAAAAAAGGAAACUUUUAUCCAAAAAAAAAAGGUUUUACUGAAGAUGGAAGAUCCCGAUAUUUGUGUCGUUUUAAAUAAAAUAUGUGAAUAACUAUGAUUGAGGAAUCUUUUUUAUCAAUAAAUUCUUCAUGAGUAAAAUAUUAAAGAUUCUGUAAUCGACAUUGAGAGGUUUUAAUUUUACAUAUAUCAAGUCUUCUUAUCUAUAAAUUUACAAAGUAAUAAGAGAAACAAGAAAAAGAACUACUUGCUCGAAAUAAGUUAUUUAUUCUUAUAUAACAAAUUAACUAUAAUUAUAUUGAAAAAUUAAGUAUAUAUUUAUAUAAAACAAAAGGGAAUAAACAUAUGUUUUGUAUUUGCUCUUUGAAACUAAUGUUUAAAUUACUCAUAAAAUAUGAAACAAAUUGAAUGCAUUUCAAAUAAAUAUAGAAGAGUGAACUGUUUUCUCCUCGAUACAGAGGAUAAUGUCAAAGUUUAUAACAUUCAAAACUUAGAUUGAAUGCAUAAAUCAUGUAAAUUAUGAUCAUAGAAAAGCGAAUGGGCUUUAAUAAAAAUUUUAUUUGAUAAAAUGAAAGUAUGUUAUGUAAUGUUCAUUCUUAUAUUCUCAACUCUCUUUGUCAUGAUAUUAGUUUUCAGUUUCUAACUAUUUUAUAAAAUUUAAACAAAAUAUUCAUUCUUUUCUGUAGAUUAGCUUUUGAACAGUUAACUCUUUGUGUGAAAAAAUAAGCCUUAAAUUUUACCUGACAUUUUUGUGAAUUUGAAAUGAGAUGAUAUAUUUAUAUUUAUAUAGUUAAGAGAAUUAGAUAUGAAAGGUUUACCUUAAACUAACUUAUCGGCCCCGAUCAUAUAUCUGUGUUCUAGGGUAAAAACAUUAUGCUUCCAAAAAAAAAAUCCACAUUAUAAAAUUACUUUCGCAAUAGAGACUAAAUGGGUUCGUAAGGACAAUUUUGUAAAUAACGUCGAUAUCAGGUCAUGAGAGAGCUCAUAGAUAAUAAAAAGUCAAAUAAGUAAAAAAUACAGUUUUACGAUUCAAAAAGGUUUUUUAUUUCAUACCAGUAGCGAAAAUUGAUUCUCUUGUUUAAAGCUUUUCUUUAGUCUCCUUUUGGCCUACCCAUAUUUCUAGUUUACAGCAGUUAGGGCAAAAUUGUAUGGGGUCUUGGGUAUGAGCGUAAAUGACCAAGAGUGGUACUUUAAACAAAAAUAUCUAUCUAUCUAGCAUAUUAAAAUUGUGAAGUUUUAGGAAAAUUAAAGUUGGUAAUUAAUACAUCAAAGUGAUUCUACUUUUUCUAAACAAGAGCUCAUAACCUUGCACGUAUACCACAUGCCAUUUUUGCACAAAUAAUUAUAAACAGAAUAGUAUGUCUUCAUACCUACCCUUCUAAAUAUCUAAAGUGUGCAUAAUGCAUUGUGCAACGAUAUUUGUUCUUGUCUCAUUUGUUCUAAUGCAUUUGCUGACAAUGCCACAAUAGAUUUUUCGUUAGAUAUUUAGAUUUUUUAGUUUAAAAAAAAGCCAGACUUAAAUCGUUUUUUUUUUUCAAAAUUAAUUUCACUUUUAAUAUUUUUUUAUUAUCCAUAGGACCCAUUUUUUUAUAUUUAUACCAAAUUUGUAAAUAUUUUUCAUAUAACAACAAAUUUGGAUGUAAUAUAAAAUAAAAUAGAAAGUACCUAUAUACAUACAUAUGUAUUUCAAGAAAAUUUCGAAUGUAUUUAAAAAAUCUUACCCCUUUGACAAUCAAUUUGAAUAAAUUAUGUAUUGUUUAUUUCGUUUCCUUUGUGUGUUAAGCUUUUCGGAAUAUAACUCAAAUAAAGGACCUCGAAUCCCAAACGGAAUGAAGGGUUAUCUUUGGGCAAAUCAUCUUAGAAAAUUAAUAAAUAACAAUAUUUUGAGUUCAAUAACAGAAAUAAAACUAAAAGUAUAAAAGGAACUUAAUUUUCUUAUUUUACCAAUAUUCAAUACAAAAAAUAAUAAUAAAACGAAAACCAAACAAACAAAACAAAAUGCAUGGUGCAUGCAUACAUACACAUAUGUACUUUUAACAAAAAAAAUGUAUAAGUCACUUACCUAUGUGCAUGCGUGUAAAUGUUCAAGGUUUCAUUGACUUCAUUUAUUGACUUGUUCAUGGAGUCUAGUACAGCUUGUAAGCCCGUUUGCACAGUCAGGAACCUUUCCUGUAGCUUCUUCAGUUUUCUUACAAGAAGGACAGACUCCUCGAUUUGUGGCUCGUUUAAACUUUUUAUGACCUUUCAUGUUUUUUCAUGCUUGGAGUCUAUAUCGAAUAAGUUUGGGUUUGUGAUGCAGUUGUGGAAACAGAGUCAGAUAAAAGGGUUUUCAUUUCUUUUUACAAAUCUAAAAAUGUUAAAAAGAAAUAUACAAAAAUGACUAUUUUACUUUAGCUGAAACUAACUUACUUUCGUCUUCACUACCAUAGCUGGAAACACCACUUGUCCCCGCUAUUGCUGCCUCAAUCCCACAAACCUUGCACAAUGGUUUCUUCAUUUGUGUCCAAUGGCAAAUCCAUAAACGGGACUCCUCCGGUUUGUUUUUAGGAAUUUUUGUUCUGUAUAAGUUUUUUUUGUUUACAGAAUACUUUGGCGUCGUCCAAAUCUUUGCAAAUAAAUACGAAUUAGAAAUAUUUUGUUUGUGACUAAGUUACAAUUAAUUACCCUUUUCCACUCUCGUGUGGCCUUAGUUGGUGUUCCAUUUGAAUUUAAGGACUUUUAAGAGUAUUUCCCACAAUAUUAUGAGGGAUUCCUUUUAGUUAUUUCCCUUUGGUGGCUUUGGCUGCAUCACGAUACCUAGGAAUGGCAGAAGAAUAUCAGCUUUCUACUGUCGAAACCAGAAUUACAAGAACAAAAAUUGUUUUUGCUGAAUUUGCUAUUACACGAUGAAUCUAGAUGCAUGUGUGUUCUUUUUAUUUCGUCCGCUGUUGCAAUCGCUAUAACACGUUGAAACCAAAGUCAUUAACUGAUAAAAAGAUGUGAAAAAAUGUUGACUUGUUUCACGCAUUAGCUUGUAGGCUUGUAGGGGUUUCCAUUGGCAAAAUAAUAACUAUAAAAAAGUAAUAAUACAAAAUAAUAGUACCUAAUACUCGUAAUUCAUAAUCUGUCAAACGCACACAUUUCCCCGUGAAAAAUUAAUGUUUGUUUGUUGAAAUUCACAUCGUUUCAUCGACAUUACAAAUGCAACAAUGUGAACAAAUGGAUUUUGCAGGGUGAUUUGAACAAAAAGUAGGAAAAAAAAUAUAAAAAAAAUAAGUAGAAAUUUCAUUGACAGUUGUUCACUUACAAAUGCAAUACUGCUAUAAUUUAUAUGCUUAUGUGUAUAGGAAAAAUUAGGUUUUCCUUCGGCUUUUUUUGUCACUUUGAUCGUGGCAAUGAAACAGGGUUGUUACAUUAACUUUUCCCGACACCUGCGUAUUUUGUUUAUUUUUUAUAAAUUCGAAUGAAAUUACUGCUCCUCUGUCCAUGGGUUUGCUAGCCACUCAGAUUCUUUCAUCACUGGCAUCUGGAGUGCAGACGAAGACGGUUCUGGAAUUGUAAAGCCACUUGCAUCAACUUCGUCUUUGUCGAGCCAGAAGAUGUUUCAUAACGACGCACAAUGCAGAGAAGCUCAUUCGCCCUUCUGGCAGCAAGGCGCUGUGGCCGUACUCUAGUUUCACAAUGGUCUGGGACUGUCUUGCCAUGCACGUAACGACAGUGCAUUUGAACACUCAUGUGAGAUGUGAAAUAGAUUCCACAGGUUGGACAUACUUUUUUCUUCAGGUCGGAUUGUACAGAUGGACAAAAGAAAUCGUAAGGCAUCUGCUUAAACCCUUCUAGAGGAGGUGACAGAUCAACGGACAACCGCACAAGAAGUGGUGAAAACUUGGAUGUUCCUUUGUCUAGUAAACUGGGUACUACGAGCUACAUUUACAUUUUUCCAAUCGACAAUUUAAAUAUUCGAGAACUAAAAGGAAGGUAUCAACAAAUUUCCAGUUUAUUUCAAUGGAGUACAGUAAACAUUUAUUUGAUGGAAAUAAAUUUAAUUGGUAUCAUUUUAAAGGCGUUUUUAAAGUCUUUCAUUUGUUUUGUUCCGAAAAAUUACAAUUUCUGUGAUGUCUCGAUUAGAAAUUUUAAGUUCAAAUAUCUUUAAACCUUCUCAUACGAUUUGCCUUAAAUUUCACAAUGAUAACGUACUAUUUUUCUGAAUCCAAUAAACCUUAGUUUUUUUUUGGAAUCGUAUGUAAAGAGUUGAAUUUGUAUUUAUUAUAGUUUAGUUCCGAUUUAAGACCUAGUGUCGACCCCGCAAUAAGAAAAUUUCAUCAAUAGUUUGGCAGACUUCAAUACAUUUAUAAUAGUCAUGGACCCUUUAUAACACAUUGGGCCUUACCAAUAAUAAACCGCUAAGCACACAUUAAGGCAUCGUCGUUAUAAAUUUUAAUAACCAGUUAAUUUAAGUAUAUAUUAAAAACCAAAAUAAAAACUUCAAUUAUUAAUUUGCCUUCUAUUACAUUCGCUGUCAAAAAUAUAACUUUGAAGUACUAAUGUAUUAAUUAAAAUUAACACAACACAAAUAUUUAUUUGAAGAAAAUUAAGUUUUGAAAUAGAUUAGAAUGAUUCUAUACCAAAAAUAAUUCACAAGUGGUUUAGCUUCUUCGAUCAGCAGCUCCUUCUACUCGUCUUCAAAUUUUGGUUUUCACCCAUUUCUAAAAUAAUAGACAUUUAUAAAAACAAAAAAAGACAAAUAGAUAUUAACACAAGUGUUUUUCUAUUCAACUUUUUUUUUUUAAUGAAAUAUUGCCACCAACAAUUAAUAAUCACAUCAAAUCUGACUAUCAACAAUCAAAUUUAACCCGGCAUUAGUCCUUGAAUUAGACAGAACAUUAAAAUGGUUAUUGGCAUGGCAAACAAAUUAGAGCUCAGUUAAAUAUUUAAGUCAGCUUUAAUUUUGAUUAUUGGUUGGGUCCUAUGUCUUCAAAAUUAAAUAUUUUGAACCCAGUCUUUAUUGCGUUUGCAUAAAUAUAUUAACAUAAAUAGAGUAAACAUAAGUGUAAAGAUGGAAUGGUGUUUUUAGUUUUGUAUACAAUUUGCUUAAUACAACACCAAUUAUGCUAUUGUACGCUUACAAUAUAUUUUAUGUAUAAUUUGUAUGCCAAAUUAACACUAUUUUAACUGCAAAUCUUCGGCACUUGAGAUAAACGUAUAAGCCCAGUUAAUUCCUAGAUCAUGAGAACCAAAUAAUUUUAAGGAACUAUUCUUGUUUUAUUUUUAAUUAUAUAUUCUAAGCGACUUGCAAGAAACUAAUUUAUAAUAGUUAAAGUUUACCUGAGGCCUUAUUAUGCAAAAAUGAAGACGAUUAAACGAUAUUAUUUUGAUUAUUGCAAUUAUCAUUUUACUAUCUCGCUAUCUAGUGCAAGAAAUAGAUAUUUUGAUUUUCAAAACGAAAUUUUAAGACAUUUUUGGAGUAUUAAAAGAAGUAGAAUCUUAGAACAACAGUUUGAACUGAAAAUAUCGAGGCAUUUCAACCUAUAAGCAUUUUUUCCAAUAAAUAUAGCCACACACUUGUCGUCAAAAUUAUGUUUUCAUUUUACGUAAUAAGGCCAUUUAAACUCAGAACAUUGAACAAAGUUGCAUAGCAACAAAAAAUUUUUUUUGAAAAUGUACAAAAAAAACUUAGCUUUUAAGUAGAUAGAGCCUAAAUAAAAAGAAAAGAAAAAAUAUUUGAAAAGUAAUCAGGCUUAACUUUUUUUUCAUAUGAUUUGAGGCAUACCUAUAAAAUUUACAAAAGUGUUGAUGUAUACUUAUAUUAUGAUGUCCUUUGUUUGUGAUGUUCGAUGAGUUUAUCUUUGAAUUCUAUUGUUUUUAAAUAGAACUAUCAUGAAAUAAAUUGUAAAAGAAGAAUAUUUAAAAAAAAAGAAGUAUUAAACACCAACAAAUAAUAUGGUAUGU